AUGUUCUUCUGUGGAGUGUCGCCGCGCAGCGCCGCGCUGGUGCUGAUCUGCACAUCGGUACCCUGUGGCCUGCUCGUGAUCGGUUGGGCCAUCUACACCGUCUUCUUCGCCCUGGUCGGUGGAGGCGGCGCGGGCUCCAUGCUGAGCGGGCUGAUGGGCUGGAUGGGCGUCAUGAGCCUCGUGGAGGCGCGGCGGAUCUGGCAGCUGCGCAAGGCCCGCCAGCUGCACACGCACCCGCUCUUCGAGGUCGCGCGGUCCUGGCAGCGCUCCGACCGAGACCAGUUCGGGCGCGUCCACAGGAUCAACAACAGCGACUUCGACGACGAGCAGGUCCUCACGCGCGGCUGCGCCGCCAG
Messenger RNA from Prorocentrum cordatum, 356 nucleotides. The record is from the annotation of a GenBank genome assembly. NCBI's taxonomy places the organism in Eukaryota, Dinophyceae, Prorocentrales, Prorocentraceae.